This is a messenger RNA of Seminavis robusta, 1814 nucleotides long. The record is from the annotation of a GenBank genome assembly. NCBI's taxonomy places the organism in Eukaryota, Bacillariophyta, Bacillariophyceae, Naviculales, Naviculaceae.
AAGAGCUUCUAUAAGUGUGUUCAGUACAUUGGAUGAUAGUGGACUGGCAUGGGCAUUGAAAGAAAUAAUGAGUUACCUCCAGCUCCUACUUACUUUGUAGACUGUUUGACGCAACAUGAGAAGCUCAUGAGAGAUCCUGAAAGAAAAUAAUGGCCAGUGGUUUUCGGUUCUGGUUACAAGUGCGUCUCUACGUCUCUACACUAUCAACGCACCUAUUCAGCACUCCUCAAGCAUUCUUCGGUUGCUCAGUUUCCGAUCAGUUUUUAGUACCGGUAUGUGUUAGGAGUGUGGCGUAGGGCUCUACAGGUAUCUUCAGUAUUCGUGUGAACUAGCUCCACCCCGCCACGUAAUUUGCUGCACGUGGACCAACCAUCAUAGCUCUUGUGGUUGACAGCUGCAGCAUUCUGGUUUGAUUAUCGGAGCGGUCACAAGAGCUCACGAUAAGGAAAGAGAGAAAAGUUUUGCACUUCUUUCUUUUGCAUAAAAACCAAACUUGGGACUUCUUCCUCUUUUCUCGUCUCGAGCGAACUAACCAAAGCAACGGAACGAUGACCAGCAACCACAGCACUUUCCAAGCUUCUUCAGGAGCCACCAAGAUGGACGACGCCCCGGCAAUCGUCAGUGGCAGUGUGGCCAAGUGCAGCUAUCGCGACCUCUCCCAGGAAACGGAGAAGAGUGGGCAAGCUCUCGAUGAAUCUUUCCCCACCAAGCUGCACUUCAUGCUGGCCGAUUUGGAGAGAGAUGGUCAUGACUUUAUUGUCUCUUGGCAUGUUCAUGGAAGAUGCUUCUCAGUUCGCCGUCAGCCUCUCUUUGUCAAGCAUGUUAUGCCAUGUUACUUCCGUCAGUCCAAGUUUCCCAGCUUCCAGCGCCAAUUGAACCUGUACGGCUUUCGAAGAAUCACUUCCGGCCCAGACAAAGGAUCCUACUACCACGAGUGCUUCCUUCGAGGGAAACCCUUUCUGGCAAGCCGCAUCCAGCGCCAGAGGAUCAAGGGAACCGGAUCUCGCAAGCCCGCGGUUCCUGAACAAGAGCCAUGCUUUCAUGAAAUGCCCUUUCUUCCACCCUCUGACAUGGCCAAGUACAAGGCAGCAGCACCAGCGAAUGAUGCCGUCGCUCCUACGGCCACUUCCGUCGGCAGGUUGGCAGAUACUCAUCUCCAGCUUCAACAGAGCCUUCUUGGCCUCCCGCCCCCUCCUCGCUUGGAGUCCGUGUUGGGGGUUCCUUCCAGUGCAGACGUUCUAUCGAUGCUCUGCAGGAACAGGUCGCCCAGCGCAGCACUGUCCCAACCGUUGUCGGUCACAGGGUUGGCUUCGGCUUCUCCUCUGACCGCAGUUAUGGCCACCAGGCUAUCGGCAGCCAAGUUGGCGGCAGCGAGAGCAGUGGCCAAUCCUCCAGCAAGAAGAACCUCUCUGGCCGUUCCGGACGUAUCCAGUAGUCUUUUCAGCCCUCCUCGGCUUGCCGCUCGCCCUUCCGCCGCUGCAGCGUUGGCAGAGUUCGACCGCGCCUUGGCCAUGGGGGGCGCUGGUGGGGGAAACAGUGUGGUCAGACAGCUCAUCAACCGAAGCAUUGCCAACAGGCCUAAUGCUUCUUCCCUCUUUACUCAGACAAACGCCUUCUUCGGUGGCUACUAGAGAACAAUGCCAAAUCAGAACAAGGAAGGAAGGCGACAGUACUACAAUUUUGAUCCACUUGAAUAUAUACUGUAUGCACAUCAUAAACAAACACAAAAGACGAAGAUAAAAAGUCACACAACGUACCUGGUAAUAAACUCUAAAUACAUAAUGUACAUGGAUUAGAUGAACGUGAUGAUGAUG